This is a messenger RNA of Leptosia nina, 1233 nucleotides long. The record is from the annotation of a GenBank genome assembly. Lineage: Eukaryota; Metazoa; Arthropoda; Insecta; Lepidoptera; Pieridae.
AUGCUAGCCGUCAUAUAUUUUUUAUUUAUCACGGUCGCCGUGUCGGUUCUCGUCGGCCUAUGGCAGAAGAGCACGAACGCAUUAUGCAAAUCCAAGAGGAAUCUGCAAGGGAGAACGGUAAUUGUCACUGGGGGGACGUCCGGUAUGGGCUUGCGCAUAGCUACAGACUUCGCGAGUAGAGGCGCGAAGGUCAUAGUCGCAUGCCCCUUCAUAGAAGAAGGCACCCAAGGCAGGAAGCACAUCAUCGAACGGACGGAGAACGAGAAAGUGAUCUUCAAACUCUUGGAUCUGUCGUCGCUGGCGUCUAUUCGAAAAUUCGCUAACGAAAUUCUCGAGAGCGAGGAUCGUUUGGACAUUCUAGUGAACAAUGCCGGUAUCGGCAUAGGAUUCGACUUCUUGACGAAGGACGGUAUGCACUGCUUGAUGCAAGUGAAUUAUUUCGGCACGUUCCUGCUGACGCUGCUUCUGUUACCGCUCCUACUGAAGACGGGGAAGCCCGGUGAACCAGCGCGUAUAGUGAACACAUCGUCGAUUCUGCACAUCGUUGGCGUGGUGAAUUUCAACCGUUUGAACGCAAUUAAUUACUGGUAUGGAAUACAAUGUUACGGCAACAGUAAGCUGUGCCUCGUGUUAUUCGCUCGCGAGUUAACCAAACGGCUUAACAAUAAAUCUGUGGUGAUUAACAGUGUCGAUCCUGGAGCUGUAGGAACGACGAUAUUCAAUUGCGUCGGGUGGUUCUUCGGCAGCAUCAUCACGUUCUUCUUUAAGAACCUCUUCAAAACACCCUGGGAGGGCGCGCAGACGGCGAUCCAUGUGGCAUUAGAUAAAAGGGCCGGUGAGGUCAGCGGGGAGUUCUUCAAGAACUGCAGACAGACCAGGGCGAAACAGGCAGCCUAUGAUGACAAAACUGCUGGAAAACUCUGGGAGGAAUCAGUGCGAUUGGUGAAAAUGGAUACAGAUGAAGUUGAACAAUUGGAAUUAAGAGGGGGGGGGGGGGCAGGCAGGCAGGGGGUUAGAGGCUUAUACGCAGCUGAGAUAAAAGUACCGGCGAAAGUCGCUCAGUCCCUGCUUCUCUUCUGUCAAGGCCAAGGUCAGCUGACAUCGCUACCCCCACCGGGAGUCGAACGGCGGAUGUCCCGAGCUAUGUCUAUGGAGGAGUAUGACAAACCAAAUAUAAGGCGUCUCUCAUUAACACCUAAUGUAUCAGAAUCGCCACCACAGAGGAAGCUGUAG